UCACUCGCCCGUCAGCUGCUGAGCCUUCAGGAGCUUCUGCACCAGCUCCGUCUGGAACCUUCUCAUCUUCUACAUUUCAGUGUCUCAGCAGUGAGUCGUCUUCAGGUGGACGGAGGAGGACGAUGUCCCACAUCCAGAUGGAGACCAGGUCCAACGGAGCCUCCACACACCGGCCCUCAGACCCGGGCCGACCGCAGCAUGGGGCCACCGUCAGCUUCCACGACAUCUACUACAAGGUGUCUCAGGGAGGACGAUGCUUCAGCCGGAAGAAAGUCCCGAGCAAAGACAUCCUGAUCGACCUGAAUGGGAUCAUGAAGCCCGGACUGAACGCCAUCAUGGGAGCGACAGGAAGCGGCAAGUCAUCCUUCCUGGACGUGUUGGCGGCGAGGAAGGAUCCCUGCGGCCUGUCGGGGGAGGUCCUGAUCGACGGAGCUCCUCAGCCUCCAAACUUCAAGUGUCUGUCAGGAUACGUGGUGCAGGACGACGUGGUGAUGGGAACUCUGACGGUGAGAGAGAACUUCACCUUCUCUGCCGCGCUGAGACUCCCCUCCUCCAUCAGCGCCCAGGACAAGGAGCAGAAAGUCAACAGAGUGAUCCAAGAGCUGGGGCUGAGCCGGGUGGCCGACUCCAGGGUGGGCACUCAGCUGAUUCGUGGGAUCUCCGGCGGCGAGAGGAAGAGGACGAACAUCGGCAUGGAGCUGAUCAUCGACCCCCCCGUCCUCUUCCUGGACGAACCCACCACCGGCCUGGACGCCAGCACCGCCAACUCGGUCCUACUGCUGCUCAAGAGGAUGGCGAACAACGGUCGCACCGUCAUCUUGUCCAUCCACCAGCCGCGUUACUCCAUCUACCGUCUGUUCGACAGCCUCACGCUGCUGGUCACCGGCAAGCAGGUUUACCACGGCCCUGCGCAGAGCGUCCUGGAGUAUUUCUCAGAUAUCGGGUACACCUGUGAGCCGCACAACAACCCCGCAGACUUCCUCCUCGACGUCAUCAACGGAGACGCCACGGCGGCCAUCGGCCACAGCGUGGAUAAAGAAGAUUCGGACUCGGUGUCGAAGUCCAGACAAAGUAUCGAGGACAAACUGGUGGAGGAGUACAGGAGCUGCCAGUACUCCCAGCAGACCAGAGCCGAACUGGGAAGGCUCGUCCAGGGGAAGCAGACGGUGAAGAUGUCUCGCUCCAGAACCAUCACGUACAGCACCGGCUUCCUGACCCAGUUCCGAUGGGUUCUGAAGAGAACCUUCCAGAACCUGCUGCUCAACCCUCAGACCUCCGUGGCUCAGAUCGCUGUCACCUUGUUCCUCGCUCUGAUCGUAGGAGCCAUCUUCUACAACGUCCAGGAGGACCAGAGUGGAAUGCAAAACAGGGUCGGAGCUUUGUUCUUCGUCGUCAUCAACCAGUGUUUCAGUUCCCUGUCGGCCGCCGAGCUCUUCAUCGCCGAGAGGAAACUCUUCAUUCAUGAGUACACCAGUGGUUACUACCGUCUGUCCGUCUACUUCCUGUCCAAGCUGCUGUCGGACAUCCUCACUCUGAGGACCAUUCCUGCCAUCGUCUUCAGCUGCGUGGCCUACUUCCUGAUCGGUCUGAAGCCCACCCCCGAGGCCUUCUUCCUCUUCAUGUUCACCGUCAUGCUCGUGGCGUACACCGCCACCUCCAUGGCUCUGGCCAUCUCCGCCGACCAGACGGUGGUGGCCAUCGCCAACAUCUUCAUGACCAUCACCUUCGUCUUCAUGAUGAUCUUUGCUGGCCUCCUGGUGAACAUUCCCUCCAUCGCCAGUUGGCUCGCCUGGUUGAGGUACUUCAGUAUUCCCAGAUAUGGUCUGAGUGCUCUGCAAGCGAACGAAUUCACUGGACUGAACUUCUGUCAGGGACUCAACACCACCCUCAUCCCACCUGGACUCGCGUGCACGGGGGAGGAGUUCCUGGCCCGGCAGGGUGUGGAUUAUUCCACGUGGGGUUUGUGGCAGAACCAUUUGGCUCUGGGCAUCAUGACCAUCCUCUUCCUCACCAUCACUUACCUCAAGCUACACUUCAUCAAGAAGUUCUCCUAGACCUUCAUCAUCAUCAUCAUCAUCACUGCCCCCAGGGGGCCAUGUAAUCACUGCCUUAUUAUCACGUCUCUGUUUUGAUUCAGUCGAGAAAACAGCUGUUCAGUUGUUUGUAAAAUGAUUGUUUCUUGUAUAUAGAUAAUAAUAAUAAUAAUAAUGAAAAGUAUUUACACAGCACCUUUCAUUCUUUAUUGUUAUUCACUCCGUAUCAACAUGUAUCACUUUUGAACGAUUGAUCGAUUUUUAGUCAUUAUUGAGACUAAGACGAUUUCACUUAUGAUUUUUUUAUAAUAAAAUAUUUGAAUCUAA
Molecule: messenger RNA, 2360 nt
Organism: Platichthys flesus (European flounder)
Lineage: Eukaryota; Metazoa; Chordata; Actinopteri; Pleuronectiformes; Pleuronectidae
Product: broad substrate specificity ATP-binding cassette transporter ABCG2-like
Exons: 18
Coding region: 123-2054 (643 amino acids)
Cellular component (GO): plasma membrane
Molecular function (GO): ABC-type transporter activity; ATP hydrolysis activity; ATP binding
Source: RefSeq, a predicted model, not a curated record